CUGUCAGUGAUCAUCGGGUUCUUGGUCACCUCCCUGACCGGCAGUUUGGCGUGCUGUCAGCUCUAGGAAGAGUCUUGGUGGUUCGAAACUUCUUCAAUUUAAGAAUGAUGGAGGCCACUGUGUUCUUGGGAAUCUUCAAAGCUGCAGAAAUGUGUGGAUAACCUUCCCCAGAUCUGUGCCUCGACAACAAUCCUGUCUCUGAGUUCUACAACCAAUUCCUUCGAUCUCAUGGCUUGGUUUUUGCCCUGACGUGCACUGCCUUUUGAGACGCAGAGUUGCUGAAUGUUUGACGGUGGAACAGCCAUUUCCCCACCUGUGAAGGUUAAACGCUUCCACCGUGUGGCCACCAACUGUCAGUGUAUACACCUUGCAUCAUGUCUUCUUGUCACGGCCGUCAACAGAAGUGGACCAAGGUGCAGCGUGUGGUGAGUUGUGUCCCCGAGGCUACAGAUGAACGGGUGGUUGUGAGCGGUCUGCCAGAUGAUGAUGGUGUUAUACAGUACGGCCAUGAGCUCAGGUUCAGCUGCCCCAACCCAGAACACCAACUGAAGGGAAACCCACAGAACCCUGCACUGUGGACGAUCAGCUGAUGAACACACAGAAAAUCCAAUUCAUGCUUCCUCAGAAAGAUCAAACUAAACACUCUGUCACACAUGUGGACCAUAUCACUGUUAAGUGUACUGGUCAUAGUAGACUUAGCCCAGGAAGUGUUGAUUUUCGUCAGCAGUGUAUACAUGGGGUCAUGAACUUACCUCAUUGCCAAUAGUGGCUUCAGCUCACGGGAAGAGACGGCCACUAACUUGUUGGACAAACAUGUCAACGAAUAACCCCUGUCAAUAGUUUUCUUAAAUAUUUUCAGCUUCAUGAUUGUCCAACAUUAAAUAAAGUGCCUCUGAUUCUAAUUGAAUCAAUUGAAUUUAAUAAAAAUCGAAUCGAAUCUACUCUACUCUACUCUAAUCUACUCUAAUACAAUGUACUCUAUUCUAAAUUAAUCUAAUCUACUCUAAUCUAAACAAAUCUACUCUAAUCUAAUAUUUAUUAUUAUAAUUGUUCCCUGGAAUAUUAUCCCACACACCAUCAAGCCUUCUCAUCCCACUGGACACAGACGCCAAAUCAACAUCUAUUCCACGUGGGUUCAAUUUCAUUUCCAUGACAUGGAGACAACGUUGAUUCAACCACUGUGUGCCCAGUGGGAAGUUAGUGGUGCUGGGAAUGACAUGAUCAAAGGUCACUGUAAAGAUACAUAACGUAUAUUUUUUACAAUAUCAAAGCAGCCAGACAAUAUCUAGUAAAAUGUCCUUGUGGUCCUUGCCAAGUAUUUCAACAGCAUCAUCGUUACUGAGUGUCAUAGAUGUGUUCUUUGCAUUCUACACAUUGAGGCAGGAAUAUUGACCUUCAAUUCUCAUAUGCAAGAAAAAGUUAAAUGUAACAUUGUGUGUUUUGUUUAGUUGGUAGGUUAAUGUGGGGUAAACCCUGGCAUGCUCUCAAGGUGUAGAAGUCAAUAAAACAUUAACUUUAAAUCGAUUUUGGCCCUCCCCUUUUGCCCCUGGAUAAUACGGCUUGAGGGGAAAAAGUUGUCUUGCUGGAACAAACAUUGCUAUGUCAACAGACAGUAAACAGACAGGUUUAUGUGAGGUUUAUGUCAGUACAGAUUUGUUCACCAUAUUUGAUGAUUCAUCAAUGACCUUACAAAUGGAGCUUAUCAUCAUUACAAUCAACAAUCAAAGUAUUUGCUACCUGUCUAAAUGUCUUUCUAUCUCUAAACCUAUGCUCUUCAGAUUAGAUAUGUCUCUAUAUGGCUGACCAAAUUAUUUGCACUUUUACGUUUGUUUUGAUUUGCUCAAUUAAUUAAUAGACUGAACCAAUGCAGUUCCUACAUUGAGCAUUUUCCUCAGUGUUUCCCCUCCCCGCAAUGUAGGUUUGAUUGAAUUCUAGUAUUUUGGGUCAUUCACCCUGGACAGUGGUUCUCUUCAGUGCUUCCUGGGGGCUGGAACUCUGUAGACAAACAUUAACUUUGGGAUAGACACUGUUUAUUUAUGUUCUACUCAUUCCAUUUUUACUGCAUCUACCAUUUGCUCAACAUGAAAUCAUCUCUGACUCUGCUGUGUCUGGUGGUAUGGGUGAAUGUGGACGCUUCAUCAGCUCAGACUGUGUGCAGGGGACCUCUACCAAAUGUGCCCAAUGCCAGGGUCACUGAGGAAAGCGUCAAAGAAGAGUACAAAGAGGACAACAUUGUCCUCUUUUCCUGCAACGUUGGCUUUGUGCCAGCAGGCAGAAUAAGUUUUCAGUGUAAGAAGAAUAAGUGGGUGGUGGUCCGUCAGGGGAAAUGCAAUCCUAAACCAUGUGAGCUCCCUGAUGAAACUGCCAAUGGCCACUACAGCAUCCAAGCUGGGGAUGACUUUGUCUUUGGGGCCACUAUCAAAUACACUUGCAAUGAUGGUUAUCAGAUGGUGAGCAAAAUGGACAUCAGAACCUGUAUGGUGGCAGGAUGGAGCAACCACCUGCCCAUAUGUGAAGUGGUGAGUUGUGUCCCCGAGGCUACAGAUGGACGGGUGGUUGUGAGCGGUCUGCCAGAUGAUGAUAGUGUUAUACAGUACGGUCAUGAGCUCAGGUUCAGCUGCCCCAACCCAGAACACCAACUGAAGGGAAACCCACAGGUAGUGUGUGCUACGGGGGGGAUGUGGAACAACCGUUUCCCCAUCUGUGAAGAUGUGACUUGUGAAGCUGCAGAGAAGAUUAAGAAUGGGAACGUGAUAGGAAUUCCCGAGAACAACAACACCAUGAAGUAUGGACACAGACUACAGUUUGAGUGCAGCAACUCUAAACACGUUCUGAAGGGGGAAUCAGAGGUCACCUGCACAAGCAAUGGACAGUGGAGUCACUCCUUUCCAAUUUGUGAAGAGCGCAAGGAUUUCUGUGGACCACCUCCACAUCUCAUGAACGGAGACACAACGGACGAUACCAGAGAAAGCUACAGACACGGAGAAUCAGUUCAUUAUGACUGCCAGAAAUACUACAUCAUUGAGCCCCCUUCAGCGUACAAGACGUGUCGUGAUGGGAUCUGGACAGGACCGAUAACCUGCCUGAAACCCUGCACUGUGGAUGAAGAGCUGAUGAACACACAGAACAUCCAAUUUAAAUAUCCUCCGGAAGUUCAAAAUAAACUCUAUGCCACACAUAGAGAUCAUAUCACUUUUAAGUGUACUGGUGAUAGCAGACUGAGCCCAGGUAGCGUUGAUUUUCGUCAGCAGUGUAUAAACGGGGUCAUGAACUUACCUCAUUGCCAAUAGUGGCUUCAGCUACGGGAAGAGAUGGGCAAAGGCUUGUUGGACAAACAUGGCAAUGAAUAACCUGUCAAUAGUCUGCUCAAACUAUUUGUUCUGGGGCUUUGCAUAAACUAAGGAACAUUGAUUUCACAGUUGUUUUUCAUGUCAGUCCGAGCUUCAAUAAAGUACCUCGGGUUUUGAAUUCACAA
This is a messenger RNA of Salvelinus fontinalis (brook trout), 3475 nucleotides long. It is a transcript of the gene cfhl5, whose product is annotated as complement factor H like 5. The coding region runs from base 2037 to 3290 and encodes 417 amino acids. The transcript has 11 exons. The record is from RefSeq and is a predicted model, not a curated record. NCBI's taxonomy places the organism in Eukaryota, Metazoa, Chordata, Actinopteri, Salmoniformes, Salmonidae.